UUUAAUAGCUUUUAUGAAGAGCGUUUGACAAGAGGCAGCAUGUUGAGAGCCACUCGUUAUUUGCUGUUACUUUUCACAUUGUUGCCAUUCAUUAGCUCAGAACUUAUUAAAUGUUCAGACACAGCCAGAAAGUUUAAGGAACAGAGAGUCACCUUGCAGUGUCCAACUGGCUGUGCAACAGACUACUAUUCAGUGUGGGGUUCAGACAUCUACACAGAGGAUUCCUCUAUUUGUGCAGCUGCCAUCCAUGGAGGUACAAUCCCUCAUUCUGGUGGUUCCGUUACUCUGGAAAAAAAAGCUGGCCAGGGCAGCUAUACAGGAACGACAAGAAAUGGAGUGACAAGUCAAAGGUACAACUGGUACCCAACCUCUUAUGUUUUCGUGUCAGCCUCUACCAUUUCUUGCUCCCACCAAGCCCGAGCAUUUGCUGAAAACCAAUUUAAAGUACACUGUCCUGCUAACUGUGCAUCGCAAGGCAGCUCUGUGUGGGGAACAGAUAUCUACACUGAUGACUCCUCCAUCUGUCGUGCAGCCAUCCAUGCAGGGAAGAUCAGGGACUCCGGUGGAAUAGCCGAAGUCUUGAAGAGACCUGGACAAAGCAGCUACUUAGCAAGCCAGAGGUUUGGAGUGUCGACCAGAAGCUAUGGCUCCUGGAGUGGCUCCUUCGUGUUUAGCUGAGCCAUGGAGUUUCAGCAGCAGACGACAGGACAGCCCCACUGAGGACUUCGGGAAGGCUUCAGAUUACAGGAGAAACAGAAAAAAUUUCCAUUUAAAAUGUUGUGAUCACACCUUUGUAAACCUUGUGAAACAUUGUGGAUAAUAACAUAAUAAUAAAUAAUAAAUAAUAAUAAUAAUAAUAAUAAUAAUAAUAAUAAUAAUAAUAAAAAAACUGUGGUGCCGCUUUCCAAUAAAAAUGCA
Messenger RNA from Acipenser ruthenus (sterlet), 918 nucleotides. RefSeq names its product cysteine-rich secretory protein LCCL domain-containing 2-like. NCBI's taxonomy places the organism in Eukaryota, Metazoa, Chordata, Actinopteri, Acipenseriformes, Acipenseridae. The record is from RefSeq and is a predicted model, not a curated record. Bases 40 to 678 code for a protein of 212 amino acids. The transcript has 7 exons.